ACAAGACGGACACCGGGAGAGGAUCAUGUUGACGUUGACGCUAGCCCUUCUGGGCCUCAGUAUAGGACUGGUGGCUAAUGCUUUCCCCACACAGCAGUCUGGAAACGGGAAGAACUGGGUGGUGAUUGUCGCUGGCUCCAAUGGCUGGCACAACUACAGACACCAGGCCGGUGCUUGCCAUGCGUACCAGAUCGUCCACAAGAAUGGCAUCCCUGACAAGCAGAUUGUUGUGAUGAUGUAUGAUGAUCUGGCAACCAAUAAGACAAACCCCACCCCAGGGGUGGUGAUCAACCGACCCAACGGGACAGACGUCUACAAGGGAGUCCCCAAAGACUACACUGGAGACGCUGUGACCCCUGACAACUUCCUGGCGGUGCUGAAGGGUGACUCUGCCAGUACAAAGCAGGGUUCUGGAAAGGUACUGAAGAGUGGUCCCAACGAUCACGUGUUUGUGUACAUCACUGCUAACGGAGCGCCUGGUCUGCUGGCCUUCCCCAAUGAUGAGCUCUAUGCUUCCGACCUCAUGGACGUUAUUAUCUACAUGCAUAAGAACAGGAAAUACAAAAAGUUGGUGUUCUAUAUUGAUGCCUGUGAUUCAGGAUUAAUGAUGACCAAGCUGCCUGAUGACAUCAAUGUGUAUGCCACCACAGCAACCAACUCCUAUGCCUGUUACUAUGACGAGAAGAGGAAGACCUACCUGGGGGACUGGUACAGUGUUAAUUGGAUGGAAAACUCUGAUGUGGAGGACCUGAGCAAGGAGACCCUAAUGAGACAGUUCAAGAUCGUCCAGAGCCACAUCAUGCAAUUUGGAAACGAGACUCUGGCCAAUAUGAAGGUAAAGGCUUUUCAAGGUAAUGCCAACGCCCGGCCUGCCCCCCCCAUGACCCUGCAGCCUGUAGUGGAGCCAGGUCUGAUCCCCAGCGCUGACGUCCCUAUGGCCAUCCUCACUAGGACAUCCACAGCCGAGGCGUAUCUCUACCAGCUCAAGGAGAUUGAGCAGCUGACACAGAAGAUGCGCAAGGUGGUGCAGUGUGUGACGGGCGAUAACCACGAGAAUCCGAAGAUUCUGAGUGUGAAGAUGGAUCUGAUGCAAAACCAGUGCUACAAGGAUGCUGUCAGUCGCUACAAGAAACAUUGCUUAACCUGGUUUUCCACUGAGCAUGAGUAUUAUCUGCGGGACCUGUACAUGUUGUUCAACCUGUGUGUGUCAAGAUAUGGAACAAAUUGUAUCCUGAUGACAAUAGAGAAAGUGUGUCUAGUUGAAGAGACAGGUUGCGGUGUCUGCAAAAAGGAGGGGUCCGAGUAGACAAGUCUUGUCUUUUCACUGACAAGGAAUAAAGUUUGAAUCUUUUUUUUUAUUUUUUAAUCACUACUCUCUUCUAAUCAUAGCUUUGAUUUCUUGUUUUUUUCCCCCUCCGGUUUUAAUGAGACCUUUUUUUAAAGAUGUGUUUUUAUGAUGAAUUUCACUAUAUCCCUGUGAGAGUUUGUUUUGGAUGAGAAUCAUGUUUUUCUAUUUUUAAUUUUUUUUACUGCUCUGAUUUCUAUGAACACUAACUAAUGAGAGGAGAUCAGGAGCCAGUUUGCCCACUUGGUUGUCAGCUCUGCUCUGCUGGUAGCUCUGCUGGUUGCUCUGCUGGUAGCUCUGCUCUGCAGGUAGC
Molecule: messenger RNA, 1658 nt
Organism: Oncorhynchus mykiss (rainbow trout)
Lineage: Eukaryota; Metazoa; Chordata; Actinopteri; Salmoniformes; Salmonidae
Product: legumain
Biological process (GO): vacuolar protein processing
Molecular function (GO): cysteine-type endopeptidase activity
Source: RefSeq, a predicted model, not a curated record